Messenger RNA from Hypanus sabinus (Atlantic stingray), 2132 nucleotides. RefSeq names its product negative elongation factor complex member C/D (gene nelfcd). Gene Ontology annotation, biological process: negative regulation of transcription elongation by RNA polymerase II. Gene Ontology annotation, cellular component: NELF complex; nucleus. Lineage: Eukaryota; Metazoa; Chordata; Chondrichthyes; Myliobatiformes; Dasyatidae. The transcript has 15 exons. Gene Ontology annotation, molecular function: RNA binding. The coding region runs from base 26 to 1843 and encodes 605 amino acids. The record is from RefSeq and is a predicted model, not a curated record.
GCCCAUUCCGUUUGCAUCAUAACCCAUGAGCGGCCUGGGCGAGAACAGUGGGCGAAGUGGAGUGUGCGCUGGGGCCGGGAACGUGCUCCGGGGCCGGGGGAUGAGCGAGGAGUAUUUCGGCAGCGCGGCGGACUGGGAAGAGCAGGAUGGUUCCAUGCAUGAUGAAGAUGAAGGGGAUGGCGAAGACGAUGCAGAGGUGCAACAGGAAUGCCUACAGAAAUUUUCCAGUAGAGAUUACAUAAUGGAACCACCUAUCUUCAACACAUUGAAAAGGUACUUCCAGGCAGGUGGUUCUCCAGAGCAUGUGAUCCAGAUGCUGUCUGAGAACUAUACAGCAGUAGCACAGACUGUAAAUCUGCUGGCAGAGUGGCUUAUUCACACAGGAGUGGAACCAUCACACGUUCAGGAAACUGUGGAAAACCAUUUGAAGAAUUUGCUAAUUAAGCAUUUUGAUCCUCGGAAAGCUGAUUCCAUUUUCACAGAGGAGGGGGAGACGCCAGCUUGGCUGGAGCAGAUGAUUGCUCAUGUAACUUGGAGAGACCUCUUCUAUAAACUGGCAGAAGCUCAUCCUGACUGUUUGAUGCUCAAUUUUACUGUCAAGCUGAUCUCAGAUGCUGGAUACCAGGGGGAAAUUACCAGUGUGUCAACGGCCUGCCAGCAGCUGGAGGUCUUCUCCCGAGUCCUACGCACAUCCCUCGCCACACUUGUUGAUGGAGGUGAAGAACAUUUGGAGAAAAACCUGCCUGAAUUUGCAAAAAUGGUAUGUCAUGGGGAGCACACAUACCUGUAUGCUCAGUCUAUAAUGUCUGUGUUGGCCCAGGAAGAGCAAGGGGGUGCAGCUGUCCGAAGAAUUGCACAGGAAGUUCAGAGAUAUGCACAUGAGAAAGGUCACGAUGCCAGUCAGAUUACUUUAGCGCUGGGCACAGCUGCAUCUUAUCCCCGAGCUUGUCAGGCACUGGGUGCCAUGCUAUCGAAAGGAGCACUGAAUCCUGCUGAUAUCACAGUGUUAUACAAGAUGUUCACAAGCAUGGAUCCACCGCCUGUAGAACUGAUUAGAGUCCCGGCUUUCCUUGAUCUUUUCAUGCAAUCUCUCUUCAAACCGGGUUCCAAGAUCAAUCCUGAGCAUAAACACAAGUAUAUCUACAUCCUAGCCUAUGCAGCAAGUGUGGUGGAGUCAUGGAAGAAGAACAAAAGAUUUAACAUCAACAAAGAUGAGCUAAAAUCCACCUCGAAGGCAAUUGAGACUGUCCAUAAUCUGUGCUGCAAUGAAAACAAAGGGGCUUCAGAGCUGAUUGCUGAACUGGGCACCCUUUAUCAGUGUAUUCGGUUCCCGGUGGUAGCAAUGGGAGUGCUGAAAUGGGUUGAUUGGACGGUGUCAGAGCCCAGCUAUUUUCAGCUACAGACAGACCAUACACCUGUUCACUUGGCCUUACUAGAUGAGAUAAGUACCUGCCACCAACUUCUCCAUCCACAGGUCUUGCAGCUCCUUGUUAAACUCUUUGAGACCGAGCAUUCCCAGCUUGACGUCAUGGAGCAGCUGGAGCUGAAGAAGACCCUGCUGGACCGAAUGGUUCACUUGUUGAGUCGUGGCUACGUCCUGCCUGUGGUCAGCUACAUCCGCAAGUGUUUGGAGAAGCUAGACACAGACAUUUCACUGAUCAGAUACUUUGUGACAGAGGUUCUGGAUGUCAUUGCCCCUCCAUACACCUCAGACUUUGUCCACCUCUUUCUUCCGAUUCUGGAGAACGACAGCAUUGUUGGUACAAUUAAAACUGAAGGGGAGUGCGAUGCUGUGGCAGAGUUUAUUGCACACUGCAAAUCCAACUUUAUCAUGGUGAACUAGCACGGAGAAGGAAACACGGGAAUAGAGAGCGGCCAGCGGAGGAUGUGCAAGAUCUUUCUGAGACAUGAGACAAUGAUGGAACACUGUGUGUCAUGUAAAAUUGAUCCAAGAAUUGUGAGCGAGACCCAGCAGCAGUUAAAUAGAUGAAUAAUGAUUAGAUUUUGUACUUUAUUUUAUAUAAGUGAUGUAAAAUAUAGAAGCCUUUUUCUUCUUUUCUGCAAUUGACUUUGGAAAAUAAACUGAGUUUGGAACUGAUGUGUUAAAAAUAAAUAACGGUGUUGUACUUUCA